Molecule: messenger RNA, 322 nt
Organism: Acanthoscelides obtectus
Lineage: Eukaryota; Metazoa; Arthropoda; Insecta; Coleoptera; Chrysomelidae
Source: the annotation of a GenBank genome assembly
UAGCCUACUUGCAGACACACACACCGAUUUUGGACGGCUGGUAAAAUAUCGACCGAUUUUUUAUCGGUAGGCUCUGAUUACACACGCGCCGGUUUUUUACCGGUGCAGUGCUAAUUUCCAACACUAUUUUUAAUGAAUCCCCAACGAGUUGUUGUAAUGUGGUUACUGUACCAGCGUAUAAAGCGUCGGAGACUUAAGCGAAAGUUCUGGUCCAUUUCUUUAAAAUCCUCAUUCAGUUCGCAGCAAAGUUGGCUCCAUGCUUCUCUAGUAGCCUUUAAAUAUGACCAAAGUUUUAUCCCAUAAAACUGGUCUUGCUUCCACU